AUGUCCGACUUCCCUUCUACCGAGGGCGGCAAGAUCUCGUUCAAAGGUCGUGUCGUCGUCGUCACCGGUGCCGGUAACGGUCUCGGCAAGGCAUACGCCCUCUUCUUCGCUUCUCGCGGAGCAAAGGUCCUCGUCAACGAUCUUGGCCCCUCUGCCAAGGACAAGGACAAGAAGGCCGCCGAUGUCGUCGUCGAGGAGAUCACCAAGGCUGGCGGUGAGGCCAUCGCCAACUACAACUCCAACACCGAGGGUGACAAGAUCAUCAAGCAGGUCAUUGACAAGUGGGGUCGCGUCGAUGUUGUUAUCAACAACGCCGGUAUCCUUCGUGACAAGUCCUUCAAGGCCAUGAGCGACAAGGAAUGGGACCAGAUCACCGCUGUCCACAUCACCGGCUCGUACGCCUGUGCCAAGGCCGCUUGGCCCCACAUGCGCAAGCAAAAGUUCGGCCGUAUCAUCAACACCUCGUCCGCCGCCGGUAUCUACGGCAACUUCGGUCAGGCCAACUACGCUGCUGCCAAGCACGCCAUGAUCGGUUUCGGCAAGACCCUUGCCAUCGAGGGCGCCAAGUACAACAUUCUCUCCAACGUCCUCGCCCCUGUCGCUGCCAGUCAGCUCACCGCGACCGUCAUGCCUCCCGAGAUGCUCGAGAACUUGACGCCCGACUACGUUGUCCCCAUCGUUGCCUACCUCGUCUCUGGCGAGAACAAGGACGUUUCGGGUCAGGUCUUCGAGUGCGGUGCGGGCUUCUUCGCCCAGGUCCGCCGUGAGCGCAGCCGCGGUGUCGUCUUCAAGACCGACGACUCGUUCACCCCUGCUGCCGUUCGUGCCAGGAUCGACGAGAUCCUCGACUUUGACGAGAAGCCCGAGUACCCCUUCCGUAUCACCGACGCCAACCACAUGGAGUUCCUCGAGCGCGCCAAGGAGGCUAAGUCCAACGAUCAGGGCGACGGCGACGUCAAGUUCGACGGCAAGACCGUCCUUGUCACCGGUGCCGGUGCUGGUCUCGGCCGCGCUUACGCCCUCAUGUUCGGCAAGCUCGGUGCCAACGUCGUGGUCAACGACUUUGCCGAGAAGAACGCCACCGCGGUGGUCGACGAGAUCAAGAAGGCGGGCGGCAAGGCUGCCCCCGCUGUCGGCUCGGUCGAGGACGGCGAGAAGGUGGUCAAGGCUGCCACCGACGCUUUCGGCUCGCUCCACGUCGUCAUCAACAACGCCGGUAUCCUGCGCGACAAGUCCUUCGCCGCCAUGUCCGACGACGAGUGGCACGCCGUGAUCAACACCCACUUGCGCGGCACCUACAGCGUCUGCCACGCCGCCUGGCCCAUCUUCCAGCAGCAAAAGUACGGUCGUAUCGUCAACACCACCUCGGCGGUCGGCAUCUACGGCAACUUUGGCCAGGCCAACUACUCGACCGCCAAGGCCGGUAUCAUUGGCUUCACCAACACGCUCGGCAUCGAGGGCAAGAAGUACAACAUCCUGGCCAACACGAUCGCGCCCAACGCCGGUACCGCCAUGACGGCCACCAUCUGGCCGCAGGAGAUGGUCGACGCGUUCAAGCCCGACUUUGUUGCGCCCAUGGUGGGCUACCUGGCCAGCGAGGCCAACGAGGACCUCACCUCGAGCCUCUUUGAGGUGUCCGGUGGUUGGGUCGCCGCUGUUCGAUGGCAGCGCGCCGGUGGUCAUGCCUUCAGUCACGGCAAGGCUCCCACUCCCGAGAAGAUCGUCAAGAAGUGGAGCAAGAUUGUCGACUACGAGUCGAACCCCUCGUGGCCCACCAGCCCGAGCGACUCGCUCGGCGACAUCAUCUCCAACUUUGGCCAGGAGGAGGAGGACGAUGACGACGACGACAGCGAGGGUGGUUCGGGCUCGGGCGACUACAACGACCCCGAGGACCCCGAGAUCGUGCAGAACGCCAAGAAGGAGCCCAUCGACGAGUCCGAGUUCACCUACACGGAGCGCGACGUGAUCCUGUACAACCUGGGUGUCGGUGCUACCGCGCAGGAGCUCGACCUUGUCUUCGAGCAGGACGACGACUUCAAGCCGGUCCCUACGUUCGGUGUUAUUCCUCAAUUCAUGGCUAGCGGUGGUAUCCCUCUGGACUGGCUGCCCAACUUCAGCCCUAUGAUGCUUCUGCACGGUGAGCAGUACCUUGCCAUCAAGAAGCCCAUCCCUACCAGCGCCACUUUGGUCAACAAGCCGGCGCUCAUGGAGGUGCUCGACAAGGGCAAGGCAGCUGCGGUCACGUCGAUCGUCAACACCUUCGACAAGAACAGUGGCGAUCUCGUCUUUGAGUCCCAGAGCACCGUCUUCAUCCGUGGCUCUGGUGGAUUUGGCGGUAAGAAGUCGGGUAAGGACCGUGGUGCCGCUUCGGCUGCCAACAAGCCUCCUUCGCGCAAGCCUGACAAGGUGGUCACCGAAAAGACCACCGAGGGUCAAGCCGCACUCUACCGUCUCUCGGGCGACUACAACCCUUUGCACAUCGACCCGAGCUUCGCCCAGGUGGGUGGCUUCGACAAGCCCAUCCUCCACGGCCUCUGCUCGUUCGGCAUCUCGGGCAAGCACGUCUUCCGCGAGUACGGCGCGUACAAGGACAUCAAGGUGCGCUUCACCGGCUCCGUCUUCCCCGGCGAGACGCUCGAGACCAGCAUGUGGAAGGAGGGCAACAAGGUCAUCUUCACCACCCGCGUCGUCGAGCGCGACGCCCAGGCUCUCGGCGCCGCCGCCGUCACCCUCGCCGACGAGUAA
Messenger RNA from Kalmanozyma brasiliensis GHG001, 2745 nucleotides. RefSeq names its product MaoC-like domain protein. Gene Ontology annotation, molecular function: oxidoreductase activity. The transcript has 2 exons. The record is from RefSeq and is a predicted model, not a curated record. The coding region runs from base 1 to 2745 and encodes 914 amino acids. Lineage: Eukaryota; Fungi; Basidiomycota; Ustilaginomycetes; Ustilaginales.